UCGUCGUAGCAGCAGUCUUUAGAGCACCGAGACUUCGAGCCGCGCGAAUAUCUACGAGAGAACGAUGGUCCGGUCUCGGGGAUUCGGUGUGAGCGCCCUCGGGAUGCUGGCAUUGUCCCCCAGUUGUACCCUUGGACGACACCUUUUGCUGGACAAGGUUCUUUCCGACAAACCUCCUCCGGGGCAGAGCGACGCCUCCUGCGCACACUACGUUCGCGUGGGCCUGGAUGAGGGGGUUGAUGCUAACGGAAGACCGAUCGUCGAGCCGGAGGUGCACCACCUAGUCAGCGCGAUGCAGAAGGGCUGGUGGCAGUGCGCGUCGGCUGUGGCGAACGCCUUGGCAAAGUACGGGCCAGAGGUGGAAGAUGCUUUCCAGAUGGAGCAGCGAACCAUCACCAAGCACCUGAACGAGAUCAAGAGCGCACUGGAGAAGGGGAAGCCGAUGCAGAGCAUCUCUCCGGCGUUCGAGUGGGCCCAGAGCGGCGACUGGGUGUACAUCAACGCCAAGAUGAGCCACAAGCUCGACGCCCCCGCGACGCUCAACGUUAUCUCGGAGGGGGUGCAGAUGGAGGAGCGGUCGCUCAAGUUCGCCGCUGCCAGAGACCACAAGAGGUUCGCUCUCGACCUUAGCCUGCACGACGCCAUUGAGCCGGAGCCCAGCACGAUUUCCUUUGGGUCUGUCGGUCGCGUGACUUUCACCCUCAAGAAGGCCAAGGGCGGUGUCAAGUGGCCCAAGCUUUUGGCCGACGGCCAGAAAAAACCGGUCAACAUGCACGUCUGGUGGACGAAGCAAGAGGAGCACUCGGACGAGCUGGACGACCUCGAGGAAGCCGCCACGGCGGCCGCCGAGAGAGCCGAGAAAAUGGCCAAGGAAGAAGGAGGAGGUCUCCCCGAACAGGGGAAGGUUGAGAGCGGCGACGGCGAUGGCAACGCGUCGAAGGAGGGGGCGGCGGCGACGGAAGACACGAUGAGCCCCCAGCGGCAACUAGCCAGCAAGAAGAAGAAGGUGGCGACGGCGUUCGCCAAGGAGAAAAGAGCCAGAUUCGAGGAGUUAGAGAAGGAAAAGAGAGCGGCGGUAAAGUCCAUUGAUGAGGAAGCGGCGAGGAAGAAGAAAGAGGCCGAAGAAGCUCUUCAGACGAGAAAAGCGUCCAUCAACGAGGAGUUCGGGUUGCUGGUCAAGAAGAGGCACGCCGAAUUGGAAGCGGAGCACAAGGCCAACCAACGAAGCGAGCUGUAACUUUUUGGCAAAUCCUGUUCGUUGCACGACGCAUUCAUACAAACCGAUCGACUGAAAAAAAGCACACCCAGUUGCGAUAUUGACGACGGUUGUGCGUUCGCCGACGGAAAGUUGAUUCAAAGUGUUGUCGUCUUACCUUUUGAUUAUUUAGGUUAACUCGGCCACAGUUCAAAUCGGCGUGGUCAAAUCAGUUUGAUAUUUNGGGGGGGGGGGGGGGGGGGGGGGGGGGGGGGGGGGGGGGGGGGGGGGGGGGGGGGGGGGGGGGGGGGGGGGGGGGACGCGUGUACAGUAGUGAAGAGAGGGGUGUGUAGUGUAGUGAUGUCUGGCUAUUUGGUCGUGUCUUUCUAUGAGUAUGAGAGAACGGCGGGUGAAGCCUACAACCACGCCUUGAUGGGCAGCUUCUGCAUGCGAAGUUCGUGACGUGGGAAACACCCGUUUGAGCAUUGCAACGGGCGACAAGGUAGGCAUCGGUGCCAGAUGUCGCACAACUCGAUACUUGUGAACGUGCUUCUUUCUAGUAAUGUGUGCGAAGGCCUUGCUUACCCACAGUGCAGUCAAGCACGAGCAAAAUGCUGUCACAGUCCUAGAGAAAGUUGUGUGUCCAAACGCUGCGAUAAGCUGGCACUUAUUGUGCGCAUGUACUUGUACGAUUUCCGGCGUGGAUGCAAAAACUGCACCUUACCUUCGCGUCGUGCCAAAAAAUUACACUAUUUUAUUCAUCGAUUCCAUGUCAAGGGCGUGUGUUGUGACGGGCGUGCGACAUUUAUUACGAAAAUGAGAAAAAACAUUUCGGACGAGGACUCACUAGGCUUUACAAUCAAUCAGGGAAAUUCUACCUUCUGGAACUACUGCUACUAUUGUGUACUACACACUGCUACUGUGUACACAGCACUGCACUUCACGCUCGACGAUGUCACACAUGCAGAUCACGUGGCUGUUUCCUCCCCCUAAGUGUCCAAGCAAAAUAUCUCACAAGAAGCUGUUCCAGCCUAACGAUUGUUCAACCAAUGCCCCUAUGCCAAUCCCUUCCCACCCUGCCAAUGUUGUCCAAGCACAAAAGAAAACUGGAUUAAUUUCAGCCAGAGUAAUGACACGACCGUCUCCCCGCACAGCACAAAGCUAGAAUACACUGGUUGUUUUGAUACCAUGGCAUCCUCAGUCCGUGUGCGUUCACCCAUGGAAAAAACAAAAGUAUUCUACCAACUAGUCAGCACGCGAAAGAGCGUGCUUCGACCCCUCUCCCGGGCGCCUCUCCCUCCCCCAACCCUCUCCAUGAGGGACCCCUAUCGUCCGUUUUCUCCGGAUACCAGCGUUGGCAUCUUUAUUCACACGUAAAAACAAGGAAAACAUGGAAGGCCCUUUUUGCGAUAUUGGCCAUGGACCAACAAAACGAAAAACCGACGAACCGUACAUCAUACCGAAGACCUCCCGGAAAAUACCUUUCGCUAAAAGAUUUGGAAAAAUUCUAUCUCGCACAACACCGUAACAUUCAACAAACAUCAACGCAGACGUAGCUCCUAUGCGCGUCGUGGAUGGCGCCAAAAACAGAGUGAUAUACGGCCAUACACUCUUCGCGU
Messenger RNA from Ectocarpus sp. CCAP 1310/34, 2814 nucleotides. The record is from the annotation of a GenBank genome assembly. NCBI's taxonomy places the organism in Eukaryota, Phaeophyceae, Ectocarpales, Ectocarpaceae.